Messenger RNA from Astyanax mexicanus (Mexican tetra), 2325 nucleotides. RefSeq names its product potassium voltage-gated channel subfamily A member 2-like. The coding region runs from base 350 to 1966 and encodes 538 amino acids. Gene Ontology annotation, molecular function: delayed rectifier potassium channel activity; protein binding. The record is from RefSeq and is a predicted model, not a curated record. Lineage: Eukaryota; Metazoa; Chordata; Actinopteri; Characiformes; Acestrorhamphidae. Gene Ontology annotation, biological process: protein homooligomerization; potassium ion transmembrane transport. Gene Ontology annotation, cellular component: membrane; voltage-gated potassium channel complex. The transcript has a single exon.
CGCGCGAGAGCAGGAGGGAGAGAGGACGCAGAACAGCAGCGUGUGCAACACAGACGCGCAAGAGAAAAAGAGAGAGAGUAACAGAGAGAGUAACAGAGAGAGUAAUAGAGCAGGAUGGAGACGUGAAAGAAGAGUGAAAGUAGUGAGAGAGUAAACAAAACAGGACGCAGAGUAACAGAGUGAGGGAGAACGAGAGAAAGGAGAGGAAGAGAGAGAAUGAGAGAUAUAAUAUGAAAGAGAGCGAGAGAGGGAGGGAGGGAAAGCGAGGGAGCGUACGUGUCAGAAGCUCACCGAGGAGGACGAGAAGAAGGAGAAGGUGGAGGAGGUGGAGGAGGAGGUGCCCGGCUAUAUGGACGACCACCUGCACCUCCUGAACUCCAACAACACCGUCAACAACAACAUCGCCAACAGCGGCAUCGGCGCCAACGCGCACAACCACCUGCUGAGCCUCGGCCACGCUCCCGGACCCGCGCUCACGCCGGAGGGCACCAUGACCGUGGUGUCGUGCGACGGGGCACCGGAGGAGCCGAACAGCAACGCUGUGGAUCGGUACGAGCCCGAGCACGAGUGCUGCGAGAGGGUGGUCAUCAACAUCUCCGGCCUGCGCUUUGAGACCCAGCUCAAAACCCUGGCGCAGUUCCCCGAGACCCUGCUAGGUGACCCGAGGAAGCGCACCGCUUACUUUGACCCACUUCGGAACGAGUACUUCUUCGACCGGAACCGACCCAGCUUUGACGCCAUCCUGUACUACUACCAGUCCGGCGGGCGAGUGAGGCGACCGGUCAAUGUGCCCAUCGAUGUCUUUACAGAGGAGAUUCGCUUCUACGAACUUGGCGAGGAGGCUAUGGAGAAGUUCCGUGAGGAUGAGGGCUUCAUCAAGGAGGAGGAACGGGCGCUGCCGGCCGGAGAAUUCCAGCGACAAGUCUGGCUCCUUUUUGAGUAUCCGGAGAGCUCUGGUCCGGCCCGUGGCAUCGCCAUCGUCUCAGUGCUGGUCAUCCUGGUGUCCAUUGUGAUAUUUUGCCUUGAGACGCUUCCAGAAUUCCGGGACGAUGACAGCGACGUCACUCGGGAUCGGGUCGGCACAACCCCUCUGCACAUGCUCAACCACUACCCAAACGAGAUGCACGGCCAUGGCAACUUAACUGGCGGACUUCCUCCGAUACUGUCAGGUACUCCUUUCUCAGACCCGUUCUUCGUGGUGGAGACUUUGUGCAUCGUUUGGUUCUCCUUCGAACUUCUCGUGCGGUUCUUUGCUUGCCCCAGCAAAGCCACCUUCUCCAAGAACAUCAUGAACAUCAUUGACAUUGUUGCCAUCAUCCCGUACUUCAUCACGCUCGGCACAGAGCUGGCAGAGAGGCAGCAGGGAAAUGGCGGUGGGCAGCAGGCCAUGUCUCUCGCCAUCCUGCGAGUCAUUAGACUGGUGCGAGUCUUCAGGAUCUUCAAGCUCUCGCGCCACUCCAAAGGCCUGCAGAUUCUGGGCCAGACGCUCAAAGCCAGCAUGAGGGAACUCGGACUGCUGAUCUUCUUCCUCUUCAUCGGAGUCAUCCUCUUCUCCAGCGCUGUGUACUUCGCCGAAGCUGACGACCCUGACUCAGGGUUCAACAGCAUCCCUGAUGCCUUCUGGUGGGCGGUGGUCACCAUGACCACCGUAGGGUACGGAGACAUGCACCCGGUCACCAUCGGAGGCAAGAUUGUAGGGUCGUUGUGUGCCAUCGCUGGGGUGCUGACCAUCGCCCUGCCUGUGCCCGUCAUCGUCUCCAACUUCAACUACUUCUACCACCGGGAGACGGAGGGCGAGGAGCAGGCGCAGUACCUGCAUGUCGCCAGCUGCCAGCCCAUACCGCCCUCGCCCGAGCUCCGGCCGGCGCGGAGCACCUCCUCCAUCAGCCGCUCGGAGUACGUGGCGAUGGAGGAGGCACUGCAGGCCAAACACAAUUGCGUUAACAAGAUCUUUACGGACGUGUAGGACCAGCGCGAAAGUACGCCGUCAUCGUAGCGGGGACAGGACUUGUGCGGAUACUUCACUGUCACUCAGCAAUUAGUGCAGCGCACCAUCGCCGUCGUCAUCACUGAGGAGCUUCAGGAUGAAGAUGCGAAGAUUCUGAUUAGUGAUUAAAAGGAGGCGUGGUUUAUUUUCAGUCUGUUUGUAUUGUGUCCAGUUUCUGUCUGUGUUUACGUACGUCUAAGAGCACCUGCUGUGCUACACCAAUCGGAAUGUGUGUGUGAGUAUGAGUAUGAGUGUGUGUGUGUGUGUGUGAGUGUGUAUAGUCUGUGUGUGUGUGUGUGUGUGUGUGUGUGUGUGUGUGUGUGUAUAGUGUGUGUGUG